AUGACUGAGGGCGGCUCUGCCCCCAGUGCCCCUGCUCAGUCUGGCGGUGUUGUUCCCUCUGCUCCCGCUCAGUCCGGUGCUCCUGGUGCUCCCUCCGGUGCCCCUGCUCCUAGCGGUGGUGUUGUCCCCUCUGUUCCUGCUCAGUCUGGUGCCCCCGGUGCCCCCUCCGGUGGUGCUAGCGUCCCUGCCGUUCCCACUGCUAGCGUCCCUGAAGGUGCCAGCGCUGGUGCUUCCACCACCCCCUGCGACACUCUCACCGGUCAGACUGUUGUUCCCGUUGCUACCAUGACCGAGGGUGGCUCUGCCCCCAGCGCCCCUGCUCAGUCCGGUGCCCCUGGUGCUCCCUCCGGUGGCGCCCCUGCUCCUAGCGGUGGUGUUGUUCCCUCUGCUCCCGCUCAGUCCGGUGGUGCCCCUGCCCCCAGCGGCGGUGUCGUCCCCUCCGGUGCUGCUAGCGUCCCUGCCGUUCCCACCGCCAGCGUCCCCGAGGGUGCCAGCGCUGGUGCCUCCACCACCCCCUGCGACACCCUCACCGGCCAGACUGUCGUUCCCGUUGCUACCAUGACCGAGGGCGGUUCCGCUCCCAGUGCCCCUGCUGAGUCUGGUGCCCCUGGUGCCCCUAGCGGUGUCAGCCCCUCCGAGACCCCUGCCGCUCCUGCUCAGUCUGGCUCUGGCAACGCUCCCAGCGGUGGCUCCCCCGCCCCCAGCGGUGGUGUCGUCCCCUCCGGCGCUGCUAGCGUCCCUGCUGUUCCCACCGCUAGCGUCCCCGAAGGCGCCAGCGCUGGAGCCUCCACCACUCCCUGCGACACCAUCACCGGCCAGACUGUCGUCCCUGUCGCUACCGAGACCGUGACUCCUGUCCCCGUUGCCACCUCGGCCACUGAGGGUGGUUCCUCUCCUCAGAUCACCACCGCUCCCGUCGCUGGUUCCGGCUCCGGCUCUGGCUCCGGCUCCGAGACUGAGGUGGUUACUGUCACCGUCACCGCUACUGUGAGCGUUUCGGCUUGCGACUGGUAA
Aspergillus costaricaensis CBS 115574 is the source of this 1014-nucleotide messenger RNA. RefSeq lists its product as uncharacterized. Bases 1 to 1014 code for a protein of 337 amino acids. The transcript has a single exon. Lineage: Eukaryota; Fungi; Ascomycota; Eurotiomycetes; Eurotiales; Aspergillaceae. The record is from RefSeq and is a predicted model, not a curated record.